Dracunculus medinensis (Guinea worm) is the source of this 960-nucleotide messenger RNA. The record is from the annotation of a GenBank genome assembly. NCBI's taxonomy places the organism in Eukaryota, Metazoa, Nematoda, Chromadorea, Rhabditida, Dracunculidae.
AUGUAUUCGACGAGUACACAGAAGAAAGAAUGGACAUUUUCGUCACGUCAAGAAAUUCUUAAACUUAGGAAGGCAGCAAAUGAACGUUUUCGAAUGCGAUACGGCUCAGUUAUUGCAGCGGGUGAAGAAGAGAUGUUUUUAACACCCAAUGAGGAAGCUAUUCUUUGUAAAAUCGUUACCGAGACUGGUAUCAGAUUUUCUGAAGGAUUUCGACCAACGAUGUGGCCUUCAGUGCGUUGGACUGCCUUUGCUUAUUUUAAGCGAUUUUUUUUGCACCAUUCUACUAUGGAAUAUUCACCAAAAAAUAUCAUGAUGGCAUGUUUUUAUUUAGCCGCCAAAGUCGAUGAAUUUAAUUUAUCAAUUGGAGAUUUUGUCGCCAAUUUACAAUCGGGUACCGCACAAAGUAAUUCUGAUACAAUUUUGAAAUUAGAACCUGAAAUAAUGCAUAAAUUGAAAUUUCAUUUGACGAUUCACGCUCCGUUUAGACCUUUUGAGGGGCACUUAAUCGACAUGAAAACGAGAUCUUUAUUGGGAUUUGAUUUGGAACAAGUAAGGCCUCACUCCAGUGAAUUUUUUAAGAAAGCGCUUUUUGGCGAUGUUAUGCUUCUAUAUCCACCUUCCCAAAUAGCACUUGCAGCACUUAAAUACGCUCUUUUCCGACUUGAUAAAUCGGAGGAUUUACUGAAAGAUCAAUUUCUUUACAAACUUCUUAAUAUUGAAACAUGGCAAUCUCAGAAUGCUCAGUUAGAAAUUUGUGAUAAACUUCUUAAACGAUUGGAUGAGAUAAUUGAAUGUGUAUUGACUGAAGCCCAGUUACAUACGAAGGAGGAAGCCGCAUCUUUACAUGAGAAAAUCAAUCGUUGGGUACGUAUCGUUUCAGAUUUAAAUCGACGAUUACGUUUAUCGCAAAGUGAUAAGACUGAAACAAAUAAUAGUAAUAAUAUAUCAGAUGAUGAUUAA